AUGGAUCAUUGCUUGUCACUGGCUUUUUUGGUGCCCUUUGAUCCAGUUUCUCCUGAGGAAUGGGAACACUUCAAAUUGGAAUACAACAAAACCUACCAGAAUGCAACGGAGGAUCUUUACCGCCAGCAGAUCUUCCAGGAGAACAAGAUACAGAUCGAUCUUCACAACCAGCGAUUCAAAGAAGGUGAAGAGACCUUCAAUAUGUCGAUAAACCAGUUCACCGAUUUGAAAGACGAAGAGUUUUACCAGGAUCAUAUGUUAUCUAGUGACUUUGACUAUGAGUUUGAUAAUGAUUACAAUAACACAAAUCACCGAGAGAAGCGGGAUAUAACGAAUUACUGGCCGAUUCCCAGGGCAAUAGAUUGGCGUUACUGGGGCGCAGUGACGCCGGUCAAGAAUCAGGGUCGAUGCAAAAGUUGCUGGGCUUUUGCCGCCAUUGGAGCCUUGGAAAGUCUGCAGUUCCGACAGACUGGCAACCUAAUCGCUCUUUCCGAGCAAAGUUUGAUUGACUGUACGUUUAGCCAUGGGAACCAUGGAUGCGAUGGUGGAACGCCGAAAAGAUCCCUGAAAUACGUAAUCAAAAAGGGCGGCGUUCCCUCCGAGCAAAAGUAUCCUUACAAGGCCAAGGAUGGUUAUUGCCACCGGAGAUCCAGGGUUACGAUUUUGGGACCUGGAUUCCAGAAAGUGACCUACGGCGACGAAAGAAUGCUGGCCAGAGCUGUGGCCAACCAUGGACCCGUCGCCGUAUCCCUGGACGCCUCACCCAGAUCCUUCAAGUCGUACUCCUCGGGAAUUUAUGAGGAUCCCGCUUGCGAAGGAAGAAAGUUAACACACGCUGUAGUAGUCAUUGGAUACGGAACCGAUCCGUCCGGAAGGGACUUCUGGCUCAUAAAGAACUCUUGGGGCACCAAGUGGGGAAUGGGGGGCUAUAUGAAGAUGCUGCGCAACGCGGGAAACCUGUGCGGCAUCGCCACCAAAGCUUACUACGCACCAUAUUUAUAUUAA
This is a messenger RNA of Drosophila ficusphila, 1005 nucleotides long. Its product is annotated as procathepsin L-like. Gene Ontology annotation, cellular component: lysosome. The record is from RefSeq and is a predicted model, not a curated record. Bases 1 to 1005 code for a protein of 334 amino acids. The transcript is spliced from 3 exons. NCBI's taxonomy places the organism in Eukaryota, Metazoa, Arthropoda, Insecta, Diptera, Drosophilidae. Gene Ontology annotation, molecular function: cysteine-type endopeptidase activity.